Messenger RNA from Adineta ricciae, 4341 nucleotides. Lineage: Eukaryota; Metazoa; Rotifera; Eurotatoria; Adinetida; Adinetidae. The record is from the annotation of a GenBank genome assembly.
AUGGCCAUGUCUCUAAAAACUGUCAUCAAAGAAAUCUUCAACGCUAAUACGAACUUUCAAAAUGCUCAACAAGCGAUGAACUUCGCACAUUCUUUGGAUGCUUUGUCGGGAGAUUUGUAUACUGAUCCGAUGCGGUUUCUUUUCGAAUUGAUUCAGAAUAGCGAUGACGCGUACAAAGAUCAUCCGACGAAGAAUCCGUUACUACGUUUGACUGUGAUCGACGAAAGUUAUUUAAUCGUGGCCAAUUAUGGUAAAGGCUUCGAUAAGAAUGACGUUCGAGGUGUGUGUGGUGUUGGAUGUGGAACAAAACGAAAAGACCGAGACAAAACAGGUUAUAAAGGCCUGGGAUUCAAAGCCGUUUUCGGUCAAUCGGAAUAUGUUUUAAUUGCCUCUAAAGGUGAAUACUUUCGUUUCGAAGCGGGUGCAAAGGAAUUUCAAUGGAACAUCAAGUGGGGAAAAGAUCGUGCGAGUUGGGAAGCGACUAGUGGGCAAAAGUUCAAGUUUCCCUGGCAGAUAUGUCCGAUAUGGACGGAGAAAACUGAAUUACCCAUGUCGAUUCAACAGUGGUUAUUUUCUCAACCGGAAGCAGUCGCGUGCAUUAUUCGCGUGAGUAAUAUAUCGGAGAUAAAAAAAUCAUUAAGAACGUUGAGCGAUCAAGCACACGUGUUUAUGUUUCUUCGACGCGUUCGAAAUAUUCGAAUAUCGAUAGAUUCAUCCAAUGAAAUUGUACUCCAGAUCAGCCAAUUGAAAGAUAAGUCGAUCAAGAUUUGGAAUGGAGAUGGAAAUCUCAGCUCCCAUUGGUUGUUACAUUCGUGUCUGUUACCUGUUCCCAAAGAAGCGCUGAAAGACAGUCGUCUGCCAGAAAAACUAGAAGGAAUCGAAGAAAUCGAUUUGACUUUGGCAAUAAAGAUUAAUCAGAAUGAUUGUUUUGUACCUGUGAGAGGUAGUGACAGUAUUCUGUUUGCCUACCUUCCUACAAAAAUUUCCAUGUACAAUCUACCAGUUUUAGUCAACGCCCAAUUUGAUAUCAACGCCAGUCGAGAACACAUACGAAUAGAUUCGUCCUGGAAUCAGUGGCUAUUCUCAUGCAUUCCUGAACAAAUGUUCAAAUGGGUCCAAACUCUAACGAAGGAGCAGAAAUGGACGGAUAAAGCGUACGACUUAUUACCCAAUCGCUUAUCGGUGAAAGAUCAACUUGCUGAACAAUACAAUAAAGCACUCGACAGCAGUGUCAAAACAGUUCCAUUCUUGUUCGGAAUCCACAAAAAUUCUUUACUGAUUAGUCAAGCAGUUGUUGAUUUAACCCUCUUUUCAUCGGACGAUUGUCUUGGGCAUGAGCUCGUUCGAGAUUACGUUGCACAAACAUCAUCACCGCCAUUGCGUUUGCCGGCAAACCCUUUCGUGCGUAAUCACCAUCGACUUCGAAACCUAGGAAUUCAACAAUUCACUUGGGAAAAAUGCUGGCAAAUGUUACAUUCACCAUGGUUUUUAACUCGAUUGAAUCCUGACCGAGCAAUGAUCUUUAUCACCUAUCUUUAUCAACAGCGCGAGUCGACCCAGUUCAAGAAACGUAUCUAUGAGAUUCCGUUUCUUCUCGAUCAAUACGGCCACCUGCGCAAAAUCAUGGAUGUCUAUUUUCCAUCUCGUUUCAGUACUCUUGAUUGGAUGAUUGUAGAAGACAGAGAAUCUUUCGUGCAUUCGAAAAUUAUGGAUUGGCUUGCCGAUCAACCCGCAAUUAAAACCUGGCUUCGCAAACUCGGUAUUCACGAGCGCACUGAUAUUACUUUCAUUGAGGAAUUCCUCAUUCCACAAGUCGAUCGAUACAUCACACCGGACAACUCCAUGGUUACUAUUGAACGCUUGUUCAAUCUAUUUCGAAAUGGUUCAUUGACGACACGUCAUUGUUGUGAUUUAUGCCGAUUAAAAGUAUGGACUGUCGAUCGCAAUCUAGUUCCAGCUUAUCAACUGUAUUUCUCCAGUUCGUAUCUACCGCACUUAGCAUUGGAUCAAUACGAUCUUGACCGACGGUUAUUUCUCUGUUCAUCUUAUUUAGAGAUCAUUGAAGACGCAAGUAUUGAUCAGUGGAGACAUUUCUUUCAAUCUCUUGGUGUUCAAGAGACUGUCAGUGUAAUACAGUUCACUGAUCGUUAUCAUGACGAACUAGUAGCUGCUUAUAUCAAUAUCCAGACAUCGCGACUUCCUCCAUAUGCUCCACUAUUCGGAUUUAAAAAUCAUCUCACGAUUAAAUUACUAGAACAAACUCAGAGGAAUUAUCAAUUCUCGGUCUUUUUCUGGGAUUAUGUCAUGCGUAUGCUCAAUGUUCGAGUAUUACUCGAAAAGGAUAUUCUUUACAGUCAACGUCAGGUGACUGUCGAAAGUUUGCCACAGUGGUGUGUUCAAACACGGCCGUGUAUUCCAACAACAAGUGGUCAAUUAUUGCCAAGCAUCCAUAUCUUCGCCAAUCACCUACGAACCAUUGUUGGCCCGCAUUUACCUGUGUUUGCUUGUAACCUACCUAACAUACUUCCUGAACUCUGGCAGCAAUUCUUUCAGUUCAAAAUAGAGUUAUUCGUUGAAGAUUAUUUCGAUUUACUGGAGCGUAUUCAUCAUUCAUCUUCUCCUCUGAACGAUGAAGAAGAACAGCGUAUUCAGCUGAUCUACACGGGACUAAUCAAUCAAAUUCGCCUGAAAAAUUACAAAAAGAAGAAAUCACUCUUUCUUCUCAGCACACAAAAUCAACAGUUUCAUGUCUCGAAUGAAUUAGUGCUUUCCAUCGAUAAAGAUUUGAUUUUACCUUCAAGUGUCAAACAAUUGAAACUCAAUGACGAAAAUGUCCGCCAUCCGCAUCUCGGAUUGCUGCUCGACGUCGUCCAAGUACGAGCAGUCACUCGUGCUGAUCUUUCCCUAUCGAAACAGAUUAUCUAUCAUCCCUCUCGGUCAUUAUCCACCAAAUUACGAAACAUACAACCGUACCUCUUUGCGUUGGCUGAGCAUCACAAAGUGAACGAUCACGCGAUCGACUGCGAUUUAGUCAUUUUCGAGGCGGACCGUCUCGAAUUGGUUUACAACAAUGAAAUUUUCAUUCAUGAAGUGCCUGUGCAUCUACAACAGACUCAGUUGUAUGUCAAACGGCCUUGGUAUGGUGAAGAGACGAUAGCAGCACUUCCGCACAUUCUAUGCAAGCAACUUCGAUUACCAGUUCAUUUCGAAGCGGAACUAGACCGUAUGUUGAAAGAAAGAUCGGUCAACGGUGUCGAUCGAUACUUUCAGGUACAAAAUAUUCUCAUUCAGCCCCACUUUUUCUAUCCGGAAUUGUUGACCAUCGGUGGAUCUCGAGAGAAAUUUGCUACACAGAUCGAUCGAGACAAUAAUAACUUGUUCUAUCAUUUACCUUCGUCGUUGACAACAACAGAACUAUUUCUCGCUGCUCUCGAAGCGCAAGAUUCCAAAUGGAGUGGAUACGUUUAUCAUUUCACACACUUAGAGAAUGCCGUGGCCAUUAUUCGCGAACGAAAACUGAAAGCACGUGGACACAUUACGAAUUUCAAAGACUGUGCUGCGUUCAAUGUGAUCAAAGGAACUCGUUCUCAAGUGAAAAACUUCGCUCGAUUCUACUUUCGUCCAUUGACACCAACGCAACGCUGUAAUGAAAACCUGAGUUCAUCUGAAUUGAUCUCGCGCUUCGCUAUUGAGAACCUGCAAUGGAAAGUGAGUCUGGGUAAUAUGGCCAGUCCACACACGGAGUUCGACUGCACAAGUGAAAUCGUCAGAAAAUUCGAUUUCCACUAUGUUUAUGCUGACUUACGAACUGAACGGGGCAAAUAUGCGUCUCAGCAAGAAUUUUUGAUUGAGACCGAGUUGGAUUUUGAUCUCCUGAAUAACACCGAUAUCGAGCUUUUCGUUCAAAAUGAGAAUGCUUAUAAGAGCCUAAGCUCUUUCUUCGAGACAUGCCGCUACUCGAUUGAUAUCGACUUGCAGUACUUCUUCGACUAUAAUGGUCGAGUGAAUGUGAAAUACUCUCAGACUACUCCAACCAAGAUUUCUAUUUCCAUAGAUUAUCCGAAAAAAUCGGCGGAUGAUACGCUGGGACAGUUAUUCCUGCAGAUUAAAUCGAAAGCUCCAACGAAAACUAUUACUGGUAACCUUCUCGGUGUUUUUGAACGCGAUGGCAUUUACACUAUUUUGGGUCGACAACGAAUUUCGUUCGUUCCCGAGUCCGAACUUCUUCAAUACGCUGUAUUCUAUCGAUAUGACACGCAAAUAUGGCUCGUCUACACGAACUACAACGACCCAAUUUUUCGUGUUCCAACGCGAGAAGAAUCCGAUGAUGAACCAUUGUGA